GGGAUAGUAAGAGUGAUCGAUCGGGCCCUAGAUUCGCUCCUCAGUCGAUUUUACGUCAAUCUUCUUCUUCUCAUCAGCAUUUUAUAUAACCAAUUUUUUUAAGGAAACAAAACUAGCCUGGAUCCAUCAAUUUCUGAACACCAACAAAGCUGUGGAUUUCUUGUUAGCGCUGUGGUGUUUCAACUUCGAAGCCGCCCAUUGUUUAUGUUUUGGAAUCGCCGUCGUCUACUCAUUGUUCAUGGUGCUAUUUUCUGGAUUUAAUGUCCGACUGAUGAGUAUCGUAUCGUUUCCUUAGUUUUAUUUCACAUCGUCUCGUGAUCCCGGUUUUUUCCGAUGAUUUCCUCACUGGGGUUGGUUGGAUUUAAGCUGAUUCUUUCCCCUGGAUUUCCUUGAUCUUUACCAUUUUUUGGCAGGAAGGAUUGACAUGCCACACAAAUAUGUCGUUCAAAAGCUUUGUUCGCGAACUAAGGGAGAUGAAAGAUGGACUUGGGAUCAAACCGAAGCGAGGGGGAGAAGGGAGGAACUGGCGAAGUCGCACGAGGUCACAUAUUGCACCUGAUGAAGUGCUGCCUCAGCCUCCCCAGCCUGAAGCAAUUCAACAAGGGCAGUGGUCGAACUUGCCUCCUGAGUUGCUUUUGGACAUAAUCCAAAGAGUAGAAGAGAGCGAAACCUCGUGGCCUGCUCGGGCUGUUGUCGUUUUUUGUGCUUCAGUGUGCAGGUCAUGGAGGAACAUUACAAAGGAGGUUGUCAAAACUCCUGAGCAGUGUGGGAGGCUCACGUUUCCCAUUUCACUGAAACAGCCGGGACCUCGGGACUCUCCGAUUCAGUGCUAUGUUAGAAGGCACAGACCAACUUCAACCUAUCUUCUAUACUCCGGACUCGUGCCUUCGGAGAAUGAAAGUGAUAAACUGUUAUUAGCGGCCAAGAGAAUAAGAAGGGCUACAGGUACAGAUUUUGUUAUAUCUCUGGUAGCGGAUGAUUUUUCUUGGGCCUGCAGUACCUAUGUUGGCAAAUUAAGGUCCAACUUUUUUGGCACAAAGUUCACCAUGUAUGAUAGCCAACCACCAGUUCUCGCAGCAUCACAACCAAAUAACCAAUCGAAUCGUAGGUUUCAUGCGAAACAAGUGUCUCCAAGAAUGUCAGCUUGUAACUACACUAUAGGAGCAAUCUCUUACGAGCUUAAUGUUCUACGGACUAGAGGGCCCAGAAGAAUGCACUGUGUUAUGCACUCAAUCCCUGCAUCUUGCAUUCAACAGGGAAGAAGUGCACCAACACCAACAUCGUUCACAUCCUGUUUCGAUGACCAUCACCCCCCUCUACCGGGUUCCAAGGGGAAGGAGCCAGACACGGAUUUCAGUUCCACAAGCAUUUCAGGGGCACCAGUUCAAGAAUUGGGAGAAUCCUUGGUUCUCAAGAACAAGGCUCCUAGAUGGCAUGAACAGCUUCAAUGUUGGUGCUUGAACUUCAGAGGGCGUGUGACUGUGGCUUCUGUAAAGAAUUUUCAACUUGUGGCCGAUGUAGAUCCAGCCCUCAAUAUGUCAGUUGAAGAGCAAGAGAAGAUAAUAUUGCAGUUUGGGAAAAUUGGGAAGGACAUCUUCACGAUGGAUUAUCGCUACCCGCUCUCCACCUUCCAAGCAUUCGUGAUCUGCUUGAGCAGCUUCGACACCAAACCAGCAUGUGAAUAGCAAUCCUUCUGUGUUGCAGUUCCCUUUCGGCCCUCCAGAUGUGUUUCUGGUAUAUGUUAAUUAUUAGAGAUUGUUCUAUAUUUUCCCCAUCUCCUUGUUACUGAAACUUCAUUUCUCAUCUAUAUUUUCCAUUUUGCUUUGCAGCCGUCCAUCAUUGGAAAGGCUUAUAAUUUAGCUAAUACUAUUUUUCUAACUUGUUUGGUA
Messenger RNA from Momordica charantia (bitter melon), 1889 nucleotides. RefSeq names its product tubby like protein 2 (gene TLP2). Lineage: Eukaryota; Viridiplantae; Streptophyta; Magnoliopsida; Cucurbitales; Cucurbitaceae. Gene Ontology annotation, molecular function: protein binding. The record is from RefSeq and is a predicted model, not a curated record.